GCCAGAGCAGCCGAUUGGCAGAGCGGUGCUUUCAGGAACAAUAACAGUGGGGGGACCCCGGGGCCCGGGGAGCCGCCCCGCCCCCCGGCCCGGCCGCGAGGCUCGCGCCCCCCGCUGGGUCCCCACCUCCGUGCCCGCCCCGCGGGCUGACCUGCCCAACAGGGGCCCGCCCCCGGCGCCCACCAUGUACGCCUUUGUGCGGUUCCUGGAGGACAACGUCUGCUACGCGCUGCCCGUGUCGUGCGUGCGCGACUUCAGUCCCCGCUCGCGGCUGGAUUUUGACAACCAGAAGGUGUACGCCGUGUACCGGGGCCCAGAGGAGCUGGGCGCCGGGCCCGACAGCCCCCCGCGCGCCCCCCGCGACUGGGGAGCGCUGCUGCUCCACAAGGCCCAGAUCCUGGCGCUGGCAGAAGAUAAAUCUGACCUUGAAAACAGUGUGAUGCAGAAGAAAAUAAAAAUCCCCAAACUUUCUCUCAGUCACGUAGACGAAGAUGGGGAGGUUAAAGAUUACGGGGAAGAAGACUCACAGCUUAGACACAUCAAGAGACCCGAGGGGCGGAAGCCGGGCGACGUGGCGCACAAGAGCAUCGAGGCCGUGGUGGCCCGGCUGGAGAAGCAGAACGGCCUGAGCCUGGGCCACGGCACAUGUCCGGAGGAGGUCUUCGUGGAGGCCUCACCGGGCACGGAGGACAUGGACAGUCUGGAGGAGGCCGUCGUGCCCCGGGCUCUGUACGAGGAGCUGCUGCGUAACUACCAGCAGCAGCAGGAGGAGAUGCGCCACCUCCAGCAGGAGCUGGAGCGGACUCGGAGGCAGCUGGUCCAGCAGGCCAAGAAGCUCAAGGAGUACGGGGCGCUCGUGUCCGAGAUGAAGGAACUCCGGGACCUCAACCGGAGGCUGCAGGACGUGCUGCUCCUGAGGCUUGGCAGCGAGGGAAGCACUGAGGACCAGAGAGGAACUAGAACAUGCCUAUGCCAUGUGGAAUCUGAACGAAUUCAUCAUCAUGAAGCUGGGAAGGUUAAUGUUCAGCCCAGGUGGGCGGAUGGAACCAGUCUAGCCAUCAGCAAGGCCCAGAGGCUGGCCACAUCCUCCUUUGCUGUGCCAGGUGGUUCUCUGAGUUUGGUUGCAGGUCCCGCCAUUGACUUGGAAAAAGUAAAGUCAGAAUGUCUCGAGCCCGAACCGGAGUUACGGAGCACUUUCAGUGAGGAAGCAAAUACGUCGUCCUAUUACCCUGCUCCUGCACCUGUCAUGGACAAGUAUAUCCUAGACAAUGGCAAGGUCCAUCUGGGAAGCGGGAUUUGGGUUGAUGAGGAGAAGUGGCACCAGCUACAAGUAACCCAAGGAGAUUCCAAGUACACAAAGAACUUGGCAGUCAUGAUUUGGGGAACAGAUGUUCUGAAGAACAGAAGCGUCACAGGAGUUGCCACAAAAAAAAAGAAAGAUGCAGUCCCUAAACCACCCCUCUCGCCUCACAAACUCAGCAUCGUCAGAGAGUGUUUGUAUGACAGAAUAGCACAAGAAACUGUGGAUGAAACUGAAAUUGCACAGAGACUCUCCAAAGUCAACAAGUACAUCUGUGAAAAAAUCAUGGAUAUCAAUAAAUCCUGUAAAAAUGAAGAACGAAGGGAAGCAAAAUACAAUUUACAAUAAACUUGGGAUUUUUCAUAAAGCCUUCUCGUGUUCCUUGCGUGGCGUGUGAUUUGCGGGCAGUGGUGCCAUCCAGAUCGGACCUCGCCGUGCGUGAUGGUGUGUGGGCAGGGAGCCAGCAGGGUUCUGGGGUCAGCGGCUUGUUCUGAACUUGGACUUCUCACUGUAAAGAAGGCAGAUGGAUUUGCUGAGACUCAGGCAGCAACCUGGCGCCAGUGUCAUCCUGGGAAUGGGGAAAACGCUGUCUUUUCAGAGGGGGAUAGAGUGUCUCUGAAUUGUCUGUCACUUGACCCAGAGUUGGAACUGGUAUUUUUACCAUUCACGGACUUCUAUUCUCUGUUCCUCUAUUUUGUUCUAUA
Hipposideros armiger (great roundleaf bat) is the source of this 2004-nucleotide messenger RNA. RefSeq names its product BEN domain containing 5 (gene BEND5). Gene Ontology annotation, molecular function: DNA binding. The transcript has 7 exons. Lineage: Eukaryota; Metazoa; Chordata; Mammalia; Chiroptera; Hipposideridae. The record is from RefSeq and is a predicted model, not a curated record. Gene Ontology annotation, biological process: negative regulation of DNA-templated transcription. Bases 185 to 1648 code for a protein of 487 amino acids.